Molecule: messenger RNA, 9543 nt
Organism: Varanus komodoensis (Komodo dragon)
Lineage: Eukaryota; Metazoa; Chordata; Lepidosauria; Squamata; Varanidae
Gene: ZFYVE26
Product: zinc finger FYVE-type containing 26
Exons: 43
Coding region: 500-8227 (2575 amino acids)
Biological process (GO): regulation of cytokinesis; double-strand break repair via homologous recombination; mitotic cytokinesis
Cellular component (GO): centrosome; midbody; lysosomal membrane
Molecular function (GO): metal ion binding; phosphatidylinositol-3-phosphate binding
Source: RefSeq, a predicted model, not a curated record
CUUAGACAGAAAUUGCCUGGCUCUGCUUUAAAGACAAAUCUACGCACCUUAAUUUAUCCGUGUGCGUGCCAAUUUGCUACUUUAGCUUUGCGAAAAGUUGGGAAGUCUUGGCUAUCAUUACUAGAAGCCGUUCAGUGCUUCGGGAAGCAACUCUCAAAGAGGAAACGCCCCUCUCCUCACCUGGCCUUUCCUCCUGGAAAGACCUAGCAAGGAGGGAGUUGAGCUGCCGUUACGCGAAGGCACGGAGGAGCAACCCUGAGCAACAGCGCCAACUGCCCCAUCCUUCCUUUGAGAACGAUGCUUUGGGAACACCCUCGGGAAGCAGAAACAGGAGUGGCUUCGCCUACCGCUUAGAUCACCUGAUCUGUAUCUCAACAUGGCCGCGGUGGCAGGAUUUGUUUCUGUUUGGGAAUACAGCCGGAACAAGCCGUAGGCGGAAGGCUAAGUGGACGACGCGCUGGGCGUAUAUCCCACCAGCAGGUGGUCUCGCAGCAGGAGGAUGUAUCCUUUUGGGAAGGAAGAAUCUGUGUCCCUGGAACGGCUCUUCUGGUUUUUCUGCGAAUCUGUGCAGAGGGGAGACUGGGAACUCGCCCAGGCCUGUGUUCCUCAGUUACAUCAGUGGAAAGAAGAUGACUCUGAAAAAGUAGAAGCAAUCUUGCAUGCCCUAGUAGUCUGUCCUUUCCGUCUGAGAUGUGGACCGAACCAUAGUCCUCAAAAGCUUGCCUGGUUUUGGCUCCUUGUAUUGAAGAAGUGGCUAGCGUGGGAACAGAAAACUGUUCCUGUAGCCCUCCAGAAAGAAACAGAAUUCUUGCUUCUCUUAGAAGAACUGGAAAAGGAUGCACCACAUGCUGUUCUAAAGGAGCUAUAUGAAGCUUUUCAAGACAGACACACAUUGAACAGGAAGCAAAGGGAUGGAUCUGUACAUAAAUUUAGUGUGGAGGUGAUGUCUGUUUUCCGGAGAAUGCUGUUGCAGACUCCUCGGAGGCUGGAAGCCAUGCUGGAGCUUCUGCAGAGAGAUCCCAUUGAACAUGGCUCCUCGCUACCACACAGUUGCUUCCCACAACACAUCUUUAUUGGCUUUCUUUGGGACUCCCUAAAACAUCUGAAACGUCUCCGUCUAAAUCCAGAUCUCUCAGAAUCGGAUUGGAGCAAGACUGUGGAUGAAAUCUAUAAUGCACUGAGUCUGUUGAAUUUGGAGACAGAGAGUCAGACUGGGGAGCUGCGUCUUCUCUGCAGAGAACUCCUGGAUGCUUGCUGGGCCGAGCGGAGCCCACUGAGGGAAGAGCGGUUGCUCGGCUGUCUGCUGCGGAAUGAUAGCCAUGCCUUGCUCAGCCUGUUUAGCAGUGUGUUUAUUGAGAAGACAAGAGAGAAGCUGCUGAGGCUGAAGUCACCAGGCCAAGGUACAUCUGAACAGAUGGAUGCUGAGCGGGCAGUGAUGGCAUUAUUCCUGGAUCAUGAACAAGCUUAUUCUUGGAAAGCUGCCUAUUUCUAUUGUCUCAGCAGCAACAAACACUUUUUGGAACAAAUUCUGGUUACGGCAUUAGCUUUAUUGAAAAGGGAAGACUUCUCCAGCCUUAGCAGCUUACUGAAGCAGGAAUUCAGCCACCUCAGUCGUCUCCUGAUACUGCUAGGGUGGACACAGUGUCGCAGUUUAGAAUCCGCAAAAAUGCUGCUGGAAACUCUUCACAAAACUCAGGGACUCUUCAAUGAUUCUAUAUUAAAAGAUUUCUGUGAUGGUCUGUGUGCUCAAGUGGAUGUUCUUGAGUGGUGCAUCCAGCAGAAUAGUAAUACCAUCCCAGAGAAACUUCUUCUGCAGCACUUACACAGUUUGGAGUGCCACUCUUCCCUUUACCUCCUCUACCAUCUUACCGACCUCCUGGCUUUGAAUGAAGAAGCUGUGAUUGAACUUCUGCAGAAAAUUCCAGUCAGGACCAUAGAGGUUCAAGAUUCAGCAAUGAUGCCAGCUUCCACCCGUUUGGGUCAGCAGCGCAAUCUUAUCCUUUUCCAGGCAUUUUGUGCCAUGAAAUAUGCCAUCUACGCACUCUGUGUCAAUGUGCACAAGGGUUCACAUUGUAAGGACUGCGCGAGCCAGUUUGUCAGUGACCUUCCUGAUGAAUUGCCUGAUCAAAACAAACCUACGGAUCAACCUCUCUACCCAGAUUAUGUGAGUCUCUUUGCACAGUAUCUUGCCAAGUGUCAGCAUUAUUUAAGGACUGUCCCUGUUCCUCUUCGCCUGGAGCUCCUGGAGAACAUCUUCUCCUUGCUCUUUGUCUCUUAUAGCGACCUCUGUAGUACUGAUCCCCAGGAGGAGGAGAACACAGAAGAUGCUGGUUCUGAGAAAAGUGGCCGUGUGGCAAGGAGACUAGAGCGUUGUGCUAGCCAAGGUUCUUCCACCUCAGCAAGCCCUCAGCACUCUGCAGGGCCAAGAAGGAGAUCCAAGAUGCGCACAGCUGCUGCCCCUCAAGAACAUAGUGAUGUCCAAAUGUCACUCGGUUCAGGGUCAGAUCGAAACAACUGCACUUCCUUCAGACUGAACUAUCUGGACUUGAAACAUUUCACCAGAGGUGUCCGUGGAUUUUUAGUAGAUGAAGUGGCAAUGGAGAUCUUCCUCCAAAUGCUGUUGGACCAUCUGAAGGAAAUAGAAGGGUCUUUUCCAUGGGACUCCCGGAAUGCAUCUCAGGAAGAGCUGGCCCUGCUGGAUUGCUUGAAUUUAUCGAUCAGUCGCGAUGGCUUCGUUUGCCAUGUGCAGCUGUUGUCCAAGUACCUCUCUGAAGCUCAGUGGCGGUAUAAAAUAGUGCUGAGCAACAGAAAUGCAGGCAGCCCCCAUGCUCCUAACAGAAUGUCCUCUGAUUUAACCGGAGAGUCCAACUUGAAGAGGCAGAGUCAAUCUCAAAGGCAAAAGCCAGUUUGCAAGAAAGGCAUCUCAGAGUCCUUGGUGGAAAGCACAAGCAGUGAAUUAAGUAUCACCAGCACAUCAGAAGGAAGUGCUAGUUCACUAUCUGACUGGAGUGAAGUAGAAUAUAGGAGAAAGCCUCAAAGGAACCUCCUCAUCCCGAUGAUGCUUUCUCCUCCAGAGUCUCUUCUUGUUUCCUGUAUCUUGAGGGGAAACUACAUAGAAGCUCAUCAGGUGGCUAUUAUGUUUCAUUUGGAGACUUCUGCUUCCUAUGGUGAGUUAAUUUUCUUGGAGCGUUACCAAGAAGUGAUCAGCGAGCUGGCAAAAGUGGAACACAAGAUUGAACAUCAGUCAUGUGAAGGAUCCGGACACCUCAAACAGCCUGGCAGUGGCCAUUCUACCCUAAAGGCUAUAGGGAAUGCAGCAGCCGCAGGUAUGGUGUUUUACUCCAUCUCAGACGUUACCGAUAAGCUGCUUGCCCCUUCUGAAGGUCUUGUUGUCCCUAUGCUCCAAGAGAAUUUCUGGGCCAGCAGCAUUCAGCUGGAGCCUAGCGACCCCCUGAACAACGUCCUGGAAGGCCUCUGCCCCGCCGCAAUGGUCAUUUUUGACUUGGCAUCUACUCAGUGCCACUUGUGGAAAACGUGCAAGCAGCUCUUAGAAACAGCAGAGAGAAGGUUGCAUAACAGCCUUGAAAUGAAGGGCCGAAGAUUUGAUUCUGUUCUGCAGUGCCCUGAGGGCAUGAGAGGUUUCCCAGCAGUUCUUCAACAAAUAAGUAAAAUUGUCAAUAUAUCACAAGGACACCCUAAAUCAGCAGAAAUCUCCAGUGAGAAAAUAAGUAGUCACUUCCAUUGCAGCAUUGCUGAUCUGCUGCAGAGUUGCUAUCCUGCUCUCACUGAGAACUGUAUUACUAAUCAGAUAGUUUUAUCACAGUGUUUUGACCAAAUUCUGCAAAAACUGGAACAUGUGGAAGAUGCUUCUGAUUCCAAAGGGAAUUUACUUGCCUCAUUAGUAGAACAGGCUUCUUUGAAACCUGCAGAAGUAGAAGCACAUCCAGUUUAUAAAGAAAUAAAACUUUUGCUGAGAACCUUGGACCAACAUGCUGAAACCAUGCAGGAGAGUUCUGUGCCAAAUGCCUAUGUGCAGAGGUUCUUUGAUUACCUCAACAGGCUGGCUGCCAUUGUCCUCCGAAGUCUUACUCCAGAACUAGAUCAAUCUGCAGAAGUACGUGUGGGAAAUCCUUUCAUAUUACUACAACAGACACCUUCACAUUUGCUAUCCCAACUUUUGUUUGAGAAACAAGUUCUUCCUGACAGGUUGUCUUCGUUGCUGGCCAAAGAAGAGCUGAAGCUGAAUGUGCAGCAGGUGAUCAUUGACUGUUGUUGUAAGGCAUUGCUGCUGUGCAAUGCCAGGCAACACAGCCAGACCAGGUCACUUUUGACCAACAUCAGCAGCCUCGCACAUCUGCAUGCGUAUCAUUGUCUGCCUGAUGUUGAAGUGCCAGUCCACAAUCUGGCCAUGGACUCUGGGGACCCUCCUAGCCACACCGUACCACCCCUGCCUGACCAGAACCAGCAUAUGCUCACAGCGUCCACCCUCAAUUUCCUGAAGUCUCAGUCAAAACUGACAGCUGCCAUGGCUUGCCUCAAUGCAACAAAGGUUCAGAAAACACCCAGACAGAGCCUGUCAUGGAUGGAGUUCCGAGGCAAGCGGGAAGCACCCUUGUCUAUUGAGCAAAUUUCCAAGGAAUGUGAAGCCCUGCUAAAGGGGUUCCCACUGCUGGAGAACUUCCUUCUUGUCAUGUCUGAGCCCCUGCAGGAUCCUCAGGAUGAAGGAAAUGGCUUGGCUAGUGGACUUUGUGGCAAGUCUUACGUCUCCUUGCUUUUCCUGGGACUGCAUUCUGACACAGCAGUCGAGGUGUUAACGGAGGUUUUUGAGCACGCGCUCACUGCGGGGGACUGGUCCAGAGCCCUGAAGGUCUUGGAUCUCUACAGUCAGGAUACGGACGAGCUAAUCACUGUGCGAGAUGCUGUGCUGAGCUGUGCCACUGCUGAUGAGGAGGAAGGUUGGCAGUACCUUUUCCAAGUGAGAGAUGCCAUGCUGAGAAGCAGAUUGGCCUUGCGCUGUUUAGAUAGGUGGCCCUUGGAAGCUUGUCUGGAAAUCUUAGCCUAUUGUGCCUGUGACCCUGAAGUGUCUGAAGAACUCAGAUCCGAUCUGCAGAGCAAAACAAGAGAGCUUCAGGUUUAUCAAAAGAUUCUAAGUCUGCAAGAGGUGCCAGCAUGGCAUGACUGGCAGGACCUGAAAAGAGCCUGCACUGAAGAUUCCCAGGCUAUUAUAGAGAUUAUUCUGGAAGCAAAGGAUUAUGAAUUAUGUGAAGAAUGGGGUAAUUUAUAUUCUGUUCCAAGAGAACAUCUGAUCAGCCUUCAUCAAGAGCACCUUCUUCAUUUGUUGGAGAAGGGUGAUAUGGAAAAGGCCCUGCAGCUGUUGCAGAGAAUAGAUGAUCCUGAUAUUCAGCUUACCAUAAGUGAGCAGUGUCUUGACAAACAUCCUGGCUUGGCAGCUUCUCAUUUUCUCGCGGAUUAUCUUACAACUUACUUUUAUAAGCACCUAACGAUUAUGCGCCACAAUGAAAUCCAGGCUCUUUACAUAGGAUCAAAGGUGUUACUGACUCUUCCCGAGCCUUACCGUGCCAGCUACUCUCACCUGUCCUGCAAGCCGAUGCUCAUGCUGGAACAGCUCCUGAUGAACAUGAAGGUGGAUUGGGCAGCAGUAGCCAUACAGACAGUGCACCAGCUCUUGGUUGGACAAGAGAUAGGGUUCACGGUGGAAGACAUUGAUGCUUUGCUCUGCAAGUAUGCCGGCAAAGCCCUCGAAUUUCCUUUCUCAUUAAAAGAGAAGAGAUCAGAUUCUGUGAUUCAGAUUCAAGAGAGCCUUUAUCGAGGAACUGAGCCUGACACCUUGCCCAAAUCGGAAUCAGUAGAAAAAUUUCCAGCUAGUUCUACCGAUACAUCACAGUCACCCAGUCCAGUGGAGAAAAGCCUACAGCAAACUGUGUCCCUUCAAGAGUUCGUGCCACCAGAGAAGCCCCCUCCAAAACAGCAGUGGAUUCCUGAUGAAACUGAAGCCACUUGCAUGGUUUGCAAAACUGAACAUUUUACUAUGUUUAAUAGGCGGCAUCACUGUAGACGUUGUGGGAGGCUAGUGUGCAGCUCCUGUUCCAGCAAGAAAAUGGUGGUGGAAAAUUGUCGGGAAAACCCGGCUCGGGUGUGUGACCAGUGCUACAGUUACCACCACAAGGAGGAGUCACCUGAAACACCCCAGGAUACAGAAAUUUUAAAAGAAGGGCAGCAGGAUCAAACUGAAGCAGAGGCCUCGGAGGAUGGAGGCUUAGAUUUUUCUGCAGCAGUGCAAGUACCAAAGAUGACGGAACUUGAGUGGCUUCUUUCUUUGAGGGAGGAAGAGAAUGAAAUUGUGUAUGGCGAGUUCUAUUAUGAACAGGCUCCCAGUGCAUCCUUGUGUAUUGCUAUCUUCAAUCUGCAUUCAGACAGCACAGCCUGUGGUCAUCAGUUGAUAGAACAUUGCUGCAGGUUGUCCCAAGGCCUGACAAACCCCGAAGUGGAUGCUGGCCUCCUCAUGGACAUCAUGAAACAGCUGCUUUUCAGUGCCAAAAUGAUGUUUGUUAAAACCGGAAGGAGUCAAGAUCUAGCUCUUUGUGACAGUUACAUAAGCAAAGUGGAUGUGCUGAAUAUUUUAGUAGCCGCUGCAUAUCGCCGUGUGCCGUCUCUGGAUCAGAUCCUGCAACCCGCAGCAGUCACUAGGCUAAGGAAUCAACUUUUAGAAGCAGAAUACUACCAACUAGCUGUAGAGGUUUCCACCAAGACUGGCCUGGAUCCAGGUGGCGCAUGGCAUGCAUGGGGCAUGGCUUGCCUUAAAGCCAGCAACCUAACUGCUGCCAGAGAGAAAUUCAGCCGAUGCCUGAAGCCUCCUUUUGACUUGAACCAACUAAGUCUAGGAUCGCGGAUGGUCCAAGAUGUGGUGCAGUAUCUGGAGUCCACAGUGAAGCCAAUUCUCUCAGGGCUGGAUGAUGAUUACUUUGCCACUUUGAGGGAACUGGAAGCGAUGCUGAGGACACGAAGCCUGUCUCUUGACAUGACACCUGAGGGGAAGAUUCAAAACAACACCUAUUAUCAAGAGUGCCUCUUUUAUUUACACAACUACAGCACCAAUCUAGCAAUCAUUAGUUUUUAUAUGAGGCAUGACUGCAUGAGAGAAGCACUGCUGCAUUUGUUACAUAAGGAGAGCCCACAGGAAGUGUUUAUUGAAGGAAUCUUUGUCCCAAGCUAUAAAAGUGGAAAACUUCACUUGUUGGAGAACUUACUGGAAUCCAUUGAUCCAGGCCUAGAGAGCUGGGGAAGCUAUCUCAUUGCAGCUUGCAAACACUUGCAAAAAAAGAAUUACUACCACAUUUUGUAUGAAUUACAGCAAUUUAUGAAGGAUCAAGUCCGUGCUGCUAUGACCUGUAUCAGGUUUUUUACUCACAAAGCCAAGUCUUACACUGAAUUGGGCGAAAGGCAAAAAUGGCUCUUGAAGGUCAAGGACCACCUCAAAGUUUACCUACAGGAAGUUUCCCGGAGUUCAGGAAGAAAAAGGGUUGCGUGCACUUUCCGUAAGAAAAUGCAAGCUCCUGAUGUGUCAAGGCAUAUCAAUACGGUUGAACUUCAGAUGGAAGUAACAAAAUUCCUCUACCAGUGUGAGAAAUCAGGGGCCUCAUCUACAGAUGCUUUGUCUGUGCCCACACUCUUUGGAAAUAACCAGAUGAAGAUGGAAGUAGCUUGCAAGGUCAUGCUGGAAGGCAAAAACAUUGAAGAAGGCUUUGGGAUUGCAUUCAGAGUCUUACAGGACUUCCAGCUGGAGGCAGCUGCUGUGUACAACAAAGUAGCCAGACAGCUGGUGAAGCAGCAGAAUUACAGUGAGAUCAGACAGCUCCUCAAAUGCAUCAAGGAAUCUGGUGCUGCCGAUAAAAAUGAUGGGGACAAUGUCAUCCUAAGUUGUCUGGACGAAUUUGAUUCUAUACCUGCCGAGGAACUAGACAAUCUGAUUCAGGAUAUGGACAGUGAUGAAAACAAGAUCCAAGCAUAUCUGAGAUGCCACAAGCUACGCUCUGCCUACCUAGUCUCCGUGAAACAAGAAAACACUAGAGCUGUGCAGUUGGUUCAACAUGUACGACAGCUGGCUGAAAAUAGUGGGGAAGACGUGGUGCAGGCAAUUUGCACCCAGUGGCUCGCAGUGCACCACACCAAGCCAAGAAGCUGGCUCACCCAGAGCUCCAAAAAAUGAUUAUCCGCAAGUGACUAGUUAUCAUGGGUUUGCUUUCUUUAAAGGGAAGAAUCGACAGUCGUGCUGAUCCAAGCAGCUUAGCCUGCGCAUGGCAUUAAGCUGGACCAGAGCUGCUCAGAUGCCUCUAGUGAAAAGGAAAGGACUGACUUCCUGGAAGUGCCAAUCGUGUCUUGGUGAUAACCAACUCUUUCUACCUCAGGGGUUUAUUCUCUCCUAGCUUCUCAAGUUUUAAUGUUUCAGGCUUGCUUCAGCCUUAUAUUCUUUUCUUACCAUUAAGACCAAGGUCUUCAGACAUUAUUUUAUUAAUCAACCAAGCAGAAUUCAAAGUUUAAUGAUGUCUUGUGAUUUAAUGACAAGAAAUACUGUUUGACACUCAUCCUGCAAAAAAUUCAAAUUGUAGAGUAAUGCACACUUUGUUCAUUCCAUGUGGAGGAGAGCAAUUCUUCACUGCAGUUACUCUUUACAGUCUGAUGCAUCAUUUUAUUAAGUGGAUGCUGUCCUUUAGUUCAGGAACAUAGUGAACCUCAUGUUGACCUCAUUUGUGUGUCUGCAGUGCUGUCACAGCUACAACCUUAGUAUUGCUUAGCUCAUUGGAUCUGAUGUCCAGAAAUAGUUUAGAGCUUAAGUAAUUGCAGAUGGGUACAUUUGGCUUCUAGGUUCUCCCAGAUUUUGAAGCUUAUCCCAUUAGGAAUUUAAAGCUUAUAGAAGCUGCUUUUGCUGUCUCUUCAUAACCAAAUUUGCACUUUGUCCUGGGUGACAGUCCUUUCUGGCUGGUUGUGGUACUGAUAUGCUCUUUUCUGGAGUGAUGGUUGGAAUUUAGUGCUCUUUUUGAAUUUAAGGAUGUAAUCCUGUGCAUGUUUACACAGAAAAAAGGCGUGCAGCAGCAUACUCUAGCCAGCCAAGCGGGCUGGGAUAUACGAGGAGAUGGAGAUGCAGAUGCAGGCCUUCUGUCUAAACAUGCCCAGGAUUGUGCUUCAAGUUACUCUGGUUUUGGGUAGUUACAAACCAUGCUGCAUGUCUCCCACUCCCCUCAAUCUCCUCUCAGAGGCAUCUUUGCAAAGGGAAAGUUAUCAUCUGCUGUGGUGAAGAGCCAAGACUGUUAUUUUGUGUCCCCCUUUGCACUGUGUUUUAUGCACUUUAUGUGAUUUGCAGCUCAAAAUUCCUUAGCAGCUUAUGCCAAGGAUCCCUUUCUCACCAGCAAAAUCUGUCCUAGACAUUGUCUUGCAUCAUAAGUUCAAGUGAUAAGUUCAGCCCUUCUGUUAGAGGGUCAUUUCUCAUCAGGAGUAUAAGGAACAAAAAUAAAAUCUAUUUGGUCA